AUGAGUUUAAGUUCAUUUAAUAAUAAAGUUAUAGAAUUAGAAAAAGCAGUUAAACGAAGUAAAGUUCGAAUUAUUCGAAAAUUAACUCGUCAAAUUGAACAUGAACGAAAAAAAACUCCAGAUGAUGAACGUACGAUAAAAAAAGUUAAAAGAAUAAUCGACGAAAUUCAUCAAAUUCGAAAACUACCAAAUAAAGAUGUGGUAUUAUUUGCAAUGCAAAAUGAAGGAACUAUUGCUGAAGUUCUGCAAAAAUGCAAACCAGGUAGUGAUGAUAUUAGCCAACUUGCAUUAAUCCGUUUAGCAACAGAAAAAUCACUUCAAUCCGAUGUUGUAUCUUUAAAAAAUCAUGAAGAUUAUGCAAAAUCAUGGCAACCAUUAUUUAUUAUGUAUCAAUCACGGCAUGAAAAACGUAUAGCAUGGAAAGAAAAAUCUCAAGAUUUUGAAAAAAUUGAACAAGCUCUUGUUGACCAACAAAAAGAAUUAGACACUAUUGAACAAAACUUACCGAAACCAUUGAAAAUUAAAAAGAAAAAAACUGAAAAAAUUAAAAAACCUCGUGUAGCACGUUCAAAACAAGCUGUUGUUUGUGUACUUGAUUUAGCCAAUAAAACAGCUAAACCAUUUGGAAAACCUAUCCGUGAAGAUGAAGGCGAAGAAGAAGAAAAAGAAGAAAAAGUAGUUGAUGUACCUGAAAAAAUGGAUACAGAACAAAAAUCUCUUACAGCAUUAGCAUCAGAAACAUCUGUAGUUAUUAAUGAUCCAUUUUUUAUAAACAGUCAACAUCAAAUAACUUAUCAGAAAAGAACAAGUCGAAAUGAAAAUGAUAAUAAUGUUGAUGAUAAACGUUUUAUCGAACAAUCAUAUUUUAUCGAUGCACUUUCAUCAUCAUCAAAUCGACGAGAUGGUGGUGGAGAUCUUGCAAGAAAAAAAUGGACACAUUUAACACCUCCAGUUCGUUCACGUCCAUCAAAUAAUUCAUCAAUGCCAAAUAAUAGAAAAUCAAACGAUUCAACAAAUAAUCAAAAAUCUGAUAAUACUUCUCUUCAUCCAUCAUGGGAAGCAAGUAAAAAUGCCAAAUCACAAUAUCGUAUACAAAAAUCACAAGCAACAAAGAUCGUUUUCAACAAUAGUGAUGAUGAAUACACUUAA
Adineta steineri is the source of this 1149-nucleotide messenger RNA. NCBI's taxonomy places the organism in Eukaryota, Metazoa, Rotifera, Eurotatoria, Adinetida, Adinetidae. The record is from the annotation of a GenBank genome assembly.